Molecule: messenger RNA, 327 nt
Organism: Oikopleura dioica
Lineage: Eukaryota; Metazoa; Chordata; Appendicularia; Copelata; Oikopleuridae
Source: the annotation of a GenBank genome assembly
AUGCUCGUGAAUAUUUUCCUCGUUGUCUUCAUCCAAAUCGAGCUGGUCGAGUGCCGAAACAAAUACUUCAACAGAAACAGCUUCAAAUCCUACCACGGGCUCAAAAUGGUCGCCCCUCGUCAAAAAGUCGCCCUGAGAUCAUCCUCUUCCUCUUCCUCCUCGCAGAUCGAACAAGCCAAGGAAAAAUCGUGCACCAGGAGCUUUUGCAACUUCUGCUUCGAACUAAUCAGCCGCGAAAUGCAAAGCCACAAACACUGGGAAACCUGCGACAUCGUCACCUCUCACUGCUGCGACGGAAAAGUCUCAUUUCUUCGAACACGAUAUUGA